Messenger RNA from Biomphalaria glabrata, 9903 nucleotides. RefSeq lists its product as uncharacterized. Gene Ontology annotation, cellular component: nucleus. Gene Ontology annotation, biological process: regulation of transcription by RNA polymerase II. Gene Ontology annotation, molecular function: RNA polymerase II cis-regulatory region sequence-specific DNA binding; DNA-binding transcription factor activity, RNA polymerase II-specific. Bases 253 to 1926 code for a protein of 557 amino acids. The record is from RefSeq and is a predicted model, not a curated record. NCBI's taxonomy places the organism in Eukaryota, Metazoa, Mollusca, Gastropoda, Planorbidae. The transcript is spliced from 5 exons.
AGACUAGUGGCUAAUGUAUUAGACCUAACUGGGUUUUGUUUUCAUUGCAAAGUCUAAAAACGUCGACGAGAUUGCUCUCCCCUUUAGCGCGGCCACCUAGUGAUUCGUGGAAAGGCGUCUGGCGUUGUUUCGGUGCAAAGAAACAAUGUUAUCUGCAAAAUACGUCUUGCUUUUAGCAAAAUUGCUUGAAUAAUGGUAUCCUGACAUUAGCAUUGAUGCCUGAUCUUACAGUUCAUCCUUUUCAUCCUCAUCAUGACCACCUCUGUCACCACUCAUUCCACAUCAGUCCUCGUCUCUAUGAAAGGCAGCAUCAGCAGCCAUGCCUCAGAUACCUCCUGCGACACUUCACCCAUGCCAUCACACACCUCCAGGUCGAUGCUGUCUUCCCCCGUCUCCAUGACAGGCAUGUCUGGAUUACUCAAUUCACGAAAUUUGGUACAGGAUGAGAAACUGGUUGUGGCUACUCUAGCUACCCUAGACUCUGGCAACCCAAGUAACCUGAUUAAACAAGAUCUGAAAUGGAUCAUCCAGUCUCGACGGAAAGCUGAGGGUAAAGCAGAACUGCAGGUAGAAUUCAAGAAACCAGUUAAAGAAGAGCAGUUAACUUUAGAAGAAUUGACCAAGAGGGCACGUCGAAGAGAGCUGAACAGGCUGGCAGCUCGAAGGUCACGAGAAAAAGGUCAAAAACGAAAAGACAUGUUGGUUGAGGAAAUUCGUAAACUUCAAACACAGAACUCUGAAUUGUUUAGCAUCUUAGGGGGACUGACAGAACAAAGAAAUAGAAUCAUUGAUACCCUGAGGCAGCACAUGAAGCAGUGCUCAGAUUAUCAAGCUACCCAGAAUGCAGCAGUCGGCAUGUCUCAACGUGUGUUAGAAAUGCUGGGUUUCCCGAUAUCAUCUUCAAUGCACCAGGACCUCCCUGGUGUGUCUUCUUUAUACAUUAGCACAGGUGGUGAGCACUCAUGUUCACCACCUCAAUGUUCCAGUCCACCUGUGGUCAUUAAAGAUGAGCAUUAUUCUCCAUUCACCAGCUGCCAGAUGUCACCGCUUGUUGUUGGUUUGAGUGGGAAGGUGAUUCAGGCAGAUUCUGUGGCAGUAAAACCUAGUCCUAAAUCUUCUGUAAAAAUAGAAGAAUCCCCUCCCGUUUUAAGUUCCUGUGCUUAUCAAACUUUUGGCAGCAGUCCAUCUCCGCAGCUAUCUAGUUCCCAAUCGGUAUCCUUUGACUCUCCCUUGCUUCCAGCACCUCGUUCAGCCAUACCUAAACGGCGCAGCUCUAUGCAUGGGGGUGAGGAGAGUGUUGAAGAUGAAGAGUUCUUCCAGUACAAGCACAAACUAAUGAAGCACAGGAAACAGUCGUCCACUGACCCGCCCAAAGUUCCAUCAUCUGAGACAUCUUCCUCAUCGUUCAGUAUUCGCUCUACCAGGGUGACCCUGGAGCGAAGUUUUUCUUUUCCAUGCUCUAGCAGUGAGACAAGGUCAAAUUUGGACUCGCCACUGCAGAGCUCUUUUACCUCUGACAAUUUGGCAGUGGAACCAACAGCGACAUACAAAUACUAUGAAGUGUUACCAACACCCGUACCAUCUUUACAUACAGGCAGCAAGUCCUAUACCACUGACUCACCUCUUGACCUUGUGGUAAAAAAGACAUCAGAGACAAGCAGUGACUUUGAGAAACACUUUCGCAUUGGACAAACAGAUACCUGGCCACCUGCUGGCUCAAGAUUUGGAGGUACUGCACGUGGUAUAGAGAGGAGGUGGUCGGUCGAUGACCAUUCAUCCUUCCCAGAACCUCUUAACCUCAGCAAAGAAGUUUCUACUGAUGAUGACGGUGACUUGUCACAAAUGAGUAGUUUUAGUAGCAGCUCUCAGCAUUUAAGCAAAACAUCUUCAAAAUAUUCCAGCCAUUCAGUGGAUCCAUUUAGAUAAUGAUUCUUUUCUUUUUAAGCUACACAUAACACUUUUUGAAUUUUCAUGCAUUUUAUAAUGAAUUUUAAACUGCUUGAACUGUUACUUUCUCUAGCAUUAUGUCUUUAAAUGGAAAUAAUUACUUUUAAUAUAUGUAAUAUACAUACAUUUGAAGUCUGGUUCAGUAGUUUAGUGCAAAUGUUAUUAACGAUAAUAUUUUUUUUUCUGUAUUACUUUAGAUCCUGUAUUUUUGUAUUUCAUAUCAAGUUAGCUGUUUUAUUUCCUAUUGCUACAAUAAUUGUGAACUGAUGUAUGAUACCAAAAGUAAUCUAUGCCGAGCAUAACUAUUAAUUUAUUUUUACAAAAGAUUAUGUUUUCUCAAGUGCACAAAAAGAUUUCCAACUCUUAUGUUGACAUUCUUCUUGGUUUUGUGAUGCUAUUAUCUUAGUUUGACUGUUGGUUAAGAAUAGGCUGCCAAUUUUCUUUUGUUCAUUAUGUUCUUGUGAUAUACCUUUAUAAAUCAUUCACUUCUUGUCAACUUUUUCUGUUGUUUUUUUCUUAACUCCUUCUCUCCUAACUGACGAUACCGGCCUUGAUUCCAACAGAAUGUGGUAACUAAUUACGGAGAGAAAGAGUUAACAAGAGUUUGUGCAUUUCUUAAACCCUAGGUUCUGGAUCAGGUUUAUUUUAUUCAAUGUAUUUUUGAAUGUGACAAUUUUUUUUUAUUCUGUGUAUUUAACAUUCUGACACACUGCAGGUGGCCACUAAGGAAAUUACCAAUGUAAAUGAAGCAAAACAGUUUAUCUUAGAAUAUGAUUAGAAACAGUUUAUGUUAGAAUAUGGUUAGAAACAGUUUAUCUUAGAAUAUGGUUAGAAACAGUUUAUCUUAGAAUAUGAUUAGAAACAGUUUAUAUUAGAAUAUGGUUAGAUACAGUUUAUCUUAGAAUAUGGUUAGAAACAGUUUAUCUUAGAAUAUGAUUAGAAAGUUUAUCUUAGAAUAUUAGAAACAGUUUAUUUUAGAAUAUGAUUAGAAACAGUUUAUCUUAGAAUAUGAUUAGAAACAGAUUAUUUUAGAAUAUGGUUAGAAACAGUUGAUCUUAGAAUAUGAUUAGAGUAGAAUUAAUAUUUUUGUCUUUUUUUUCCAAUUUAAGAAAAAAUUUUGCUACUGAAAUAAAUAGUGUUUUUCUAUUUUCCCCCAUGUUUAUAUAUAGAAAUGUAUCCUGUAUCCCAAUUGAAUGACUUCUGACAUUCUUAUCUUUUCAAAAUAGGUUUCUGCACUUUAACUUAUUCCAACUUAAGUGAAUUUAUAUUUUUCUAUUUCCCAUUUUUAAUUAUCCCUAAAAGGAUAGAAAUAGAAAGUAAAAAAAAAAUUAGCCUAAUUAAAUUGUACUCCUUUUCUUGACUUAGGUUGAAGAAUUCUUAGCUAAAGUUUAACUUUUGUUUUGUCAUCUCUCUUGUCUUUUGGUUACCUCCCUUAUGCAUUUAUUGUUUCCACCUGUUAGAAGAAAAACGCUUGGCAUCUAUUUGAAUACAAUCAGUCUUUUAGACCUAAAACUCCAAGUUGCAAGUUAAUGUGAUGUUCAUCUGUUUCUGGGGACAAAUGUUGGGGUUGUGGUAUUAACAUAAUGACCUGUUCCUUCUCAAAUGUCAGGAUGUCAUUAGACUUGCUAUACCUGUGAUGUGAAAUAAUACAAAACAAAAGCUUUUAUGGAUAAGUAUUUGAUCUUUAGAUCCCAGAUCUUUGACAUUGCUGAACUCGGGCAUACCUAAUUUGACUUGAGUACUAGCUUAAUGUUGGCGUUACUGUAAGUCAUAGAGAAAACAAGUAAAAUAUACGUUUUUAAAAAUAACGCUGAUAUAGAGUGAACUGGGUCACGGAUCACCGGCUGUGUUUGAUUGUUGGGGUGCACUGCUCAAUUGCUGCCAUAUCUCUCAUUAUUGCUUAAGGCUUAGUACAGUUCUCCAUAAUAAAGAGAAUUUAUAAAUUACAACAAAUUGAUUAAAAAUGUGUAAAUAUUUGAUUGAUUGAUGUGUUGUCAUCGACAAUGAAUAAUCGUGCAAGUGCCAACUUGAUCCAAGACUGGAAAGUGGGAGAUAUAACAUGUACAAGAUUUUAACCAGUCAGAGUAAAUUGAUAUAUGAGCUUGGUAAAAAGUAGCAAAGUUUGUUGCAAAAAAAUAUUUAUUUAUUUAAAUAUGGGUAAUAGAGUACAAGAAGGCUAAUAGUUGACAUAUAUUACUUCCUGCCAGCCUGGAGGCUAAUUAUUUAAAAACUAUUUAAAGAAAUGAAUCCAAUACAAUAAAUGUCCUCAAAUGUAAACCUUUUUUUGUUAGAUCCAUUAAAUAGAGUGAGUAGAUUUAUCUCCCCUGCUGGAUCAUACAUAUUAAAAAUUCACUGAUUAUCAUUAGCAUUAUUAGUUAUGUGGGGUAAAUGCUCACCUAUGAAUAUGCUCAGAUCUACUUGUAGAACCUUGUAGUGAACAGAAACAUCUGUUUAUUUAGGACUUACUGUUAUUUGUUUUUUUCUUUAUUAAUGUAUCUAUUGUUCAGUACUUGCUGCUGACAUGUAUAGGAUGAAUUUUGGAUAUUUUUUAUAUUUUUUCCAGUUAGAUUUAUGACUAUUAGCAUAAUAUUUUUGUUUAUUGAUAAUACAUGAGUAGUUUGUUUCUUGUUUGUUCAUUAAAUUAGGUUACUUGCUAUGCAGAAGUAAUCUCAUGUUAAGCCAAUCAAAUUUAACCUCACAGGAAUCUGAAAUUUCGUAUUUGUAAGAAUCUUAUAGGCUAAUGCAAACAGUUAUCUAUAAAUUUUUUAUUUAGUCUUUUUUUUUAUUAGUAUUUGAAGGUUAUUAGUAGUGUUAUUUUUUAAAAAAUUAUUAUUACACUUUUAUUUAGAAAAUGGAUUUAAGACCAAUAUGUAUGAGUGGUUGUAAUAUUGUUUGUUUUGUUUUACUUUCAUAGUUAAAAAACUCUAGAAUUGAGAAAUAAUUUGUUUGUACUGCAUACAGUGAAAUGUUUGUGUACAAGCUGCACAUUUACAUCUAACAACAUUGAGUACAUGUCACAUGUCCAUUGAUAAACUAUGGACUCACUCUUACCAAAUAUUCAAUGCUACUUAUAAAAAGAAAACAUGAUUCAUAUGUUGAGGUGGAGCUCUUUUAUUGUUUCGUAGAGUUUUAGUUGCAAGUUUUUCACAUUUUUUGCUGUAAAUAGACUUAAUACAGUUUACUUCAUAUACAGGCAGCAGUUGAGUCAGUACAUUUAUUUUCUACCUUUUUUUUUUUGUGUUGAGAAGUAUAUACUAGAUUUACACUAUAGUUUGUAACAUCAAAUGUUACUGAGAGAAUAUUAGUUUUUGCUUGAGAUUUUUUUUCUGGUGUGUUUUUCUUUUUUUUUCCUAGAAAAGUUUCUUUCCGGUCAGCUGUUAUGUUCUAAAAAUUGUUUACAUGCAUGAAAAAAAGUUAUAUAUAUAUACAUAUAUAUAUAUAUAUGCAUUUGGAAAUUGUGUACUCUGCAGAGGUGCAUUAGCAGUGGUGGGGGUCUGGGCGAUUGUCUUAUUAGGGCCACAAAUAUUUUUACAGUGGGCUGAAGGAGACAAAAGAUCAAGGUGCAGGGCAUGGGAUGUGGUUGCCCUGCUCACCACCUCCUAAGGCCACCUCUGAACUUUGUAUAUUAUUGUAGGCAUGCACCCUGGAAACUAGAGAUGUGCAUAAUUAAAUAUGGUGCCUAGAAACAUAUUUUGUUCACAGGUAAAAAUCCUUUGUUAACAUUUGAAAUGUAUGUUCUUAAUGUUUAAAAAAAAAAAGGAAUGCUAUUUAUAGAGCAAAGAAAACAAUAACUCUUUUAAAAUAAUUCCAUUAGUUCUAAGCAAAUAACUGAGAAAUCUUAUUGAUUUUAUAGCUAGUUUUUUUUUACUUUGUUGACAUCAUUGUUUGAUCUGCAAUUUUUCCUGCCCAGCAUAAAUGGCAUUAUACAUUAAUAGACAUUUGUCUUUGCUUUGAAUUAUAGCAUUCAAUAUAUUCCUUUUCAAGAAACACAUUUUUAUCACUUUUGUUGAAAUUAAUUAUAUUAAUAUUUUAUUUUAACAACAAACACUUGAAAUUUGAUUCUUGUGGAUAUUAUAAAUUAGGAAACUGGCUUAUUUUGUUAUGCUGCCGUUUUGGAUGUUUUACUAGUGUGCAUAGAUGUAUAUAUUUAUUGAUUACGUACAUGGUGCCCAGAUCAAGCAGUUUCUUAAAUUGUUUAUUUCCAAACUAAUCUAUUCGCAAAACAUCUUGGUUAGUGACAUAUGUGUUCUUCUGAACCAAUGUAGUUCAGUUGAAUGACUUAGUUUUUUUUGUGUUUUUUUUUUCUAGAAAGUAAUAAUACUUUUUUUUACAUAGAAGCAUAUUUGUAUUGCAAAUAGGAAUGGUAAUGAACACAUAAAAAAUAUUAAAAUAUAUGACCUAGACUAUUAGAUCUACAUGAAAUACAAAGACAAUGACAGUGAAAUAUGGCACCAUCACUGAACUAUAUGUUGUGAUCUUACUUAAAAAUCUUCAUAAGAAUUGAGUAAUUGUUUAUUUCUGCUAAUUUUAAUAAGUUUAAACAUGUCCAUCCUAUGAGAGUAUUUUAUUGUUACAAAAUAAUUGUGUGUCACUAUUCUUGCAAAGUAUAAUCUGAUAAAUGUAAUACAAUUGUAAUCUAUUUUUCUGCAAUUGGGAAAAAAGAACCUUUAAUUUUUAAUUGUUUAAUUGACAUUUUGUUCACGUUGAUGCAAAUAUUUCUCUAGGGCAUAUGUUUUUUUAUUUUUUGCUUAGUAGUUUUAUCUUGGUUUAGAAGAACAUAAUAAUCUAUCACAAGUUUUUGUUUUAUAUCAUAUUCUUUUUUUUUUUUUUUGUUAACAACUAUGUUGCUCUAUUGGUAUGUGCUAUUUGUUUUAAAAUAGUUUAUAGAAUACCAUGUAUUUUUUUAUUUAUUUUUUUUAAGGCCUACCUGGCAUCUUUGCAGGAAAAACAUACAAAAUAUGUAUAUACUUUUUUUUUGGUCACUUUAAACUGUCCUGUAAAAUUUCUGGUGGUCUUUAGUUUUAAUUUUAAAAUAGUGUAAUUUCUCAUGUAUAAUGAAAAAGAAUAGUGCAGCCCAAAGAUUCAUUGUAUCAAAAGUAAAUGGUUUAUAAAGUUUUCUGUAUUUUUUGAAAAGAAAAUUGUGAUUUUCAAACCAGAGGCCACCUGUUUUGUUUGUAAAUACAAUUUAAUCCCUUACCCUCCCCUACCAUUCCUACAUCUUGUUGCUGUGAAGUGAUUUUUUGUUUUCUUUCUGUUCUCUUUUUUGAAGUUGCUUAUUGUAUAACCAUGCAUUAAAAUACUUUUUUUGUUUCCUAAUUAAAUGGCCUGAAACUUUGCAAAACUAAUGAAAGUUGUUCCAAAACAAUUAUUAUACAAACAUAUAAGAAUUUACAUGAAAAACUUCUUUGCACUAAUGUUACUUUGUUUUUUUUUUAAUUUCAUGAAAUUUAAUGACUGUAAACUGAAAUACUAUGUGAAGAAUCUAUUUAUAGAUAGCCAGUCUUGAAUGACUUAGCUGUGUAUGUGACAAGAAUGUUUAUUUAUAAUGAAACUGUUUGACAAUUGUUUCAAGAAUGUAUUUCUUACCUCAUUACAUCAGCACUUUGAUACAACAGCUAGCAGCAAUGGGGUAGUUUUUAAAAAUCAACUUUUUUUUCUAUUUGUCUCCCUUUUUUUAGCCUGCUAAAUUAAUUCACUUUUCUAAACUGCUCAAACUUCAGCCUGUGGACCAUAUCAGUCCCAUUGCACUGUGGCCCUCGAAACAUCUGUCUACAGUUUACAAUGUAGCUUUAGAAUAUCUGCUCCAUUGGACUUCAAGAGUUUUUGGCUGUGAUGCGGCCGUGACAUGUGUAAGAAAUUCAUAAGGCCCCCGCCUGAUAAAGUUUGGUCACCACUAUGUCAUUGAAACGACUUGCAUUUGAAACAUGAAGCAUUAGUCAAUCUGUCUAUUCUUUCAAAAAAUGACUCUGUCUUCUCCUAACACUUUUGAACUUGAUCAGUCCAGUUGUUACUGCCCUUGUCUCUUGUGAAAACAAACUAAUGGAAAGUUUUUUAUACAGAUUUGUCCAUCUCCCCCACCCCCAUUUUUUUGCAAUUGUUGGCAUACAAACUUUUAUAUAUAUAUUUAUAUAUUCUAUUUUUAUUUUGGUCUUUUUUUUUUUGAGCUCUGAGAAAUGUGGCAGCCAUUACUGAGUCAAUGCUUUGAUCUUGUGUGUUAUUAAGUAUCUUAGAAGCUUGAAUUCUGAUGAUGAAUGUACAAGCUAUCACUGUUUAGAAAAUUUGGCUCUAAGUCAUGAAUGAACCGGAUGUUGAAGCUUAGUGAACUUUGAUCAAUUUUGCUUUGAUACGCUUUUUUUGUUUUAUUUGGGAUUUUCAAAAAUAAAUCAUGUGUAAUUGUUGAUAAACUGAGUGAUGCGUGUCGUUUGAGGGUGAUAAACUUAGUGAUGCAUGUUGUCAGAUGUUGAUAAACUGAGUGAUGCAUGUUGUCUGGUGUUGAUAGGCUGAGUGAUGCAUGUCGUCUGAUGUUGAUAAACUGAGUGAUGCAUGUUGUGUGGUGUUGAUACAAUGAGUGAUGCAUGUUGUCUGAUGUUGAUAAACUGAGUGAUGCAUGUUGUCUGGUGUUGAUAAACUGAGUGAUGCAUGUUGUCUGAUGUUGAUAAACUGAGUGAUGCAUGUUGUCUGGUGUUGUUACACUGAGUGAUGCAUGUUGUCUGAUGUUGAUAAACUGAGUGAUGCAUGUUGUCUGGUGUUGUUACACUGAGUGAUGCAUGUUGUCUGAUGUUGAUAAACUGAGUGAUGCAUGUUGUCUGGUGUUAAUACAAUGAGUGAUGCUUGUUGUCUGAUAUUAAUCUGAUAAAGAAUACCAUGAAUUGUUUGGUCACUGCAACAUAUCACUCAAGGAGAUGCCAUUGUUUGAUUUUCUUUUUCUUUUAUUUUUUUUUUUUAUCAUUUAAUUUGGGGUUGGGCCUGAAAAUACAGGAGCCUUGACUAGAGUGUACCAUUAGCAUGAAAUUCUUUCAAACUAACAUGGAAAUAUGUUUCAUUAGUACUAAGAAUAUAUAAUCCUGUGGAUAAUAACUUCAGAUAACUCUGUAAAGAAUAAUUUUUAAACGUGUGUUUGGUUUUUGCUGAAUGCCUACAUUUUAACAUUUAAAUUAGGAAGAUCUAGUUAUUUUAUUUUAUUUAUCGAUCCAUGUUUUCAUCAUUUUCUUGAAUACUAAUGUAGACCUAAAAUAAUGUAACAAUUUUAGUAAACAGAUUAAUGAAAAUUGUAUUUCAUUUUCUAUACAUUGUAUACAUUUAAUAGAAUCCUAAAUGCUGCUGGCAAAAUCAUUGGCAAAAAACAAACCCCAUUUGGGCAGUUGUUUGAGACAAACAUCUAUAAAAAAGCUAACAAGAUCCUCGAAAUAAAGAAUCGCCCUUUGUGUCAGGAUUUUGUGAUUUUACCAUCACAAAAGAGAUACAAGACACCGAUAGCAAAGACAAACAGACACAAACACUCUUUUGUUCCCCUGGCAAUCAAAUCAUUAAAUAAGAACAAUCUGGUAUAAACUUUGUCACAUGUAAAUUAUGAGUGAGUCUGGUGUGAAUGUACACUUUGGUUUCUUAUAGUUAUAAUGUUUUUUGUUUGGUGUAAUGCACAAAUUGUAAGACAAAUUUCCUUACAGAUAAUAAAGAUUAUUAUUAAAAUUAAAAUUAGUAAAUAAAAAUUUGUUUGUAAUUCACUCAUUCAAAAAAAAAAAUCUUAUGGAUUAAAACUACAUGGUUUGUGCAAUUGGUUGGAACAUGAUGAGUUGUGUGUGUGUGUGUGUAAUCAGCCCAUUGCUCUGUUCUGCCCAUAUUGUUGUAAAUAAGAAAAUGGCUUUAACAUGCAAACAUAGUUCUCUCACACAUUCUGCUCAAACUAAUUUGUUGAUUGACUUAUGGAAAUACAAUAAAGAAUUUUAUUUUCAUUUA